AUUCUCUCAUUCUCUCUGUCUGCGUUUCAUACUCGUCCCACCCAUGACGACAACCACCUUAAUUCAGGUCCUGAUCGGGCUGAGUCUGCUCUAUCUUCUCCUGUAUCGACUUCUCUAUCGAUCGCGACCAUCUGCACCUUUGCCCCCAGGGCCCAAAGGCAGGCCAAUAAUUGGCAAUCUGGCGGAUUUGCCGCCGGCGGGAAUGCAGGAAUGGAAACAUUGGUUGCAGUUUAAGGAGCGCUACGGCCCGAUCAGCUCGCUGACCAUCCUGGGACAAACCAUCGUGAUUCUCAAUGACGCUCGCAUGGCAUUCGAUCUGCUGGAGAAGCGCUCGAGUAUCUACUCCUCACGGCCCCGACUAACCUUUGCGGGUGAGAUCGUUGGCUGGAAUGGCUCCCUGGCAAUGCAGACCUACAGCGACCAGUUUCGAGCCUAUCGAAAAGUGAUGCAUCGCGUUCUGGGUACCAAGACGACCACGGCGCGAUUCAAUUCGUUGCAGGAGGUGGAAGUGCGGCGGUUCUUGAUGCGCGUGCUUGAUUACCCGGAGGAUUUGAUCCAGCAUAUUCGGACUGAGGCCGGGGCGGUUAUCCUCAAGAUCGCAUACGGAUACACAACCGAGCCGCAUGGACGUGAUCCCCUUGUGGACUUGGCCAAUGAGGCCAUGGACCAAUUCUCUAUCGCGGGGAGUCCCGGUCAGUGGCUGGUUGAUACGAUUCCGAUCUUAAAACACGUACCUGCAUGGUUUCCCGGCGCGGGUUUCAAGCGCACCGGUCUCGCGUGGAACAGGAUCCUGCUCACGACCGUAGAAAAGCCCUACCAAUUCGUCCGACAACAGAUGCAGCGCGGGAAACACACCCCAUCAUAUGUGUCAAGUCUGCUGGAGGGACGUGACCUGAGCACCCUGACUCCAGAGGAGGAGUACAUCAUCAAGUGGACGGCGGGCUCACUUUAUACCGGGGGAGCGGAUACGACCGUCUCCGUCCUCUCCACCUUCUUCCUCGCCAUGGCCCUCUACCCGGAAAUUCAAAAAAAGGCCUACGAGGAGAUCGAGAGCGUGCUAGGACGGUGCCGUCUCCCGACCUUCGCCGACCGCGAACGCUUACCCUACAUCGGGGCGAUCGUGAAGGAGUCUCUGCGCUGGCAUCCCAUCGCCCCGACGGGGAUUCCACAUGAGUGUACGGAAGAUGAUAUCUACGAGGGAUAUCUGAUCCCGAAGGGUUCAAUUGUGAUUCCGAACAUCUGGCAAAUGACCCAAGACCCAAGUACCUAUGCCAAUCCAACCGCCUUCGACCCAACCAGGUUCCUAUCCCCCAACCCGCAAAUGGACCCGCACCUUCUAGCCUUCGGCUUCGGACGCCGCAUCUGCCCCGGUCGGCUGCUGGCCGACAACACCAUCUUCCUGACGAUCGCGCAGUCGCUGGCGAUGUUCCAGAUUACGCCGGGGGAUGCGACGCUGAAGGCGGAGUUUGCGCCGGGGGUGGUGAGCCAUCCGCUUCCGUAUGCGCUGCGGGUGGAGGCGCGGAGUGAGGAGCAUUUGAAGGUGGUGAGGGGUGGGGUCGAGGAGGUUGGGUGGGGGGUUAGUGAUGCUGGGGCGUUGUCGGGGGUGGUUUGUUAG
Messenger RNA from Aspergillus homomorphus CBS 101889, 1615 nucleotides. RefSeq names its product cytochrome P450. Gene Ontology annotation, molecular function: iron ion binding; oxidoreductase activity, acting on paired donors, with incorporation or reduction of molecular oxygen; monooxygenase activity. Lineage: Eukaryota; Fungi; Ascomycota; Eurotiomycetes; Eurotiales; Aspergillaceae. The transcript is spliced from 7 exons. Bases 44 to 1615 code for a protein of 523 amino acids. The record is from RefSeq and is a predicted model, not a curated record.